Hibiscus syriacus is the source of this 642-nucleotide messenger RNA. Its product is annotated as heavy metal-associated isoprenylated plant protein 25-like. Bases 186 to 530 code for a protein of 114 amino acids. The record is from RefSeq and is a predicted model, not a curated record. The transcript has 3 exons. Gene Ontology annotation, molecular function: metal ion binding. Lineage: Eukaryota; Viridiplantae; Streptophyta; Magnoliopsida; Malvales; Malvaceae.
UUUAAUUACGCGAUUUGAAUAACAAUCUUUGGUGUAUUUAAUUGUGUUUAACAAGUUUAUUCAUGAUUCCUUUUUCAUUCUAAACAAAUUCCCAUCAUUUUGCCUUUCAACACAAACUUUCUUGUAGUAUAAAACCCCCCAUUUCCCUGGAAUCCUGAGACGCCUGCUCGCAGUCUGCAGGCUUCAUGACAGAAAGGUUUUGUUGUAUGGUGAUGAGGAUCAACAUCGACUGCAAUGGUUGUUACAGAAAAGUGAGAAGAGCCCUCCUUGAUAUGAAAGAGUUGGAAACGCAUUUGAUAGAGAAGAAGCAAUGUAGGGUUAGCGUUUGCGGGAAAUUCAACCCUCGAGAUGUGGCCAUCAAAAUAAGGAAGAAGACGAAUCGCAGAGUGGAGAUAUUAGAAGUACAAGAGCUUAACAUCAACGAUGAACAAGUUCAUCAUGAGGAGAAGUCAUUGAAGACCGCUUCCAAUACUUGGAAUCUUGAAUCCAACCAAACCCAAAUUGAAACCUGUCUAACAUGUACAUAUUGAUGCCUAAAUAUGUGUAUAUUUAUAUGUAUAUGCUUGUAUGUAUGUCGAUGUACUAUGACAUGAAUUUGAACAUAGAUGAUUUGCUGGGUGCUGCAUAUAUCAACUGAGAGAA